GUCUUCUCUCUUCCUCAUCUGACAUUUUACUUCUCUUCUUUGUCUCCAUCUCGAUAUCAUCACGAGCUCCCGAGAAAUAUCAAUCUACUACCUUCAAUACCGUUUCCCUUAACUUAUCUUUUACAUACCUUACAUUUUCACCAUGACUGUCACGCUCGUCAAUAAAACCAUCGGCCCGAUCGGGUUUGGUCUCAUGGGCCUUACCUGGCGCGCCAACCCCACUCCAUAUGACGAGGCCGUCAAAGUCAUGAAGCGUGCGCUGGACCUCGGGGCCAAUUUCUGGAAUGCCGGAGAAUUCUACGGUCCUCCACAUGCCAACUCCCUACAGCUACUAGACUACUACUUCACCAAAUAUCCCGAAGAUAGCAGCAAAGUAGUCCUCAGCGUCAAGGGCGGUCUGGGCGCCAAAGGUCCCGACGGCACCCCCGAAGGCAUCCGCGCCAGCAUCGAUAACUGCUUGAAACUCCUUAACGGCAAAGUGUUUAUCAGUAUCUUCGAACCCGCGCGAGUCGACCCCAACACACCCAUUGAAACCACCAUCGGCGUGAUAGCCGACUACGUUAAGGCCGGGAAGAUUGGCGGCAUCGGUAUCAGUGAAUGUAGUGAGCAGACAGUGCGUCGGGCUCAUGCUGUACAUCCGCUGGCUGCUGUGGAGGUUGAGUUGUCUCUGUUUUCUACAGAGCCUUUGGAGAACGGAGUUGCUGCUGCCUGUAAGGAAUUGAAUGUUCCGCUGGUAGCAUACUCUCCAUUGUCUAGAGGAUGGUUGACAGGACAACUACGCUCGUUGGAUGAUCUGCCUGCCAAUGACUCUCGGCGUAACUACCCUCGAUUCCAGCCAGAUGUGUUUCAUCUCAAUCUGAAGUUGGUGGAGCAGUUGGAGCAGAUUGCUAAGAAGAAGAAUGUGACGCUAGCACAGACUGCUAUUGCCUGGGUGAGGGGCCAGAAUAAGCUACCCGGCAAUCCGGUGAUUAUUCCUAUUCCCGGAUGCACUACGGUCGAGAGGGUGGAGGAGAACCUGGCUGAUGUAGAAUUGUCGGAAUCCGAGGUGAAGGAGAUUGCUGCCAUUCUGAAGGAAAUCCCGGUUCAUGGUGAUCGGUAUGGAGGAGCACUCGCCCGGUUCAUGAAUCUGUAGAUGCUUAGAAGAUUGUCUCGGCUGGGAACACAUCGCUAGAAAUCCAAUCUGUCGGGCAUUUCCAGAUGGUCCUGUAUCAUGAUGAUAUAUAUUUCCGCCAAGGGUCAGGUGGAGCAUUGCCCCUGAGGUGACCACGCAGACAAAUGUAACAAUGUUGAUGUUGAGGGCACAUCCUAGGCGAUAAUUGUAGGUUAAUACUCCCUUUCGCCUAACAAUAUCAGACAUGAUGCACG
This is a messenger RNA of Aspergillus piperis CBS 112811, 1365 nucleotides long. RefSeq names its product aldo/keto reductase family protein. Lineage: Eukaryota; Fungi; Ascomycota; Eurotiomycetes; Eurotiales; Aspergillaceae. The transcript is spliced from 2 exons. The record is from RefSeq and is a predicted model, not a curated record. Bases 143 to 1132 code for a protein of 329 amino acids. Gene Ontology annotation, cellular component: cytoplasm.